This is a messenger RNA of Mycena citricolor, 1081 nucleotides long. Lineage: Eukaryota; Fungi; Basidiomycota; Agaricomycetes; Agaricales; Mycenaceae. The record is from the annotation of a GenBank genome assembly.
UGCGGGAGUUAAUUAUGUAAGGAAUGAUCGGCGUGCGUGCUGUCACUGUGACGGCGCGGCUCUCCUCUUUGCAAGCGACGCUUCUUUCAUUGAGAACCGCUAAGCACGCGCAACGCAAUUCGUCCAUGCAAAUCGGCGCGUACUCAGCAUCCAUCCAUGUUGAUGGAGAGCCGCUCCCGGAGUACGGACUGGAGACUUCAGCGGAUGGAAAGGAGGUCUCAUGCUGGAUCCCUUCAGAAGCAGGCAAGGCGUUCACUCCCAACUUCAGGGACUCGGCUCCGUCCCUCAAAUACACCACUCUGGCGAAGCUAAACGUCGACGACGUCCGUUGCCCUGGCACCUACCUUGGGAACUUGAGACCUGGCCACAGCGGCCGGUUAAGUCACCAGCCAGGUCACGUUCUCUCCGAGAGCAAAAUCGAAACAAUCGCAACUGGUCCCUACAGCAGGCGCCAGAUUGUUUUUGGAAGCCGCGUUCUGACCGAUGACGAUGCAUACCUCGACCAAUCCAUUUCACCUCACGCCGGAACCAUUCAAGUUGCCUUCUCCCACUGCGUAAGACACGCGAACACAGACAUUGCGAGUGCCUUCCAUGUACCGAAGGCUAACGCCAUCCACGAGCGCUCCAAGAAAGCGGCAGCGCAUGUCGUUGAAUUUGGUCCUGAGAUCGGCAACGACGGCCACACAUUGAACAGGACUAGCUCUUGCGAUCAUGUCCGCACCCUAGCCAGAAUGGUCUUCAAAUACCGGCCAAUAGAACUGUUGAGGGCGCAAGGCAUCGCACCGCAGCUCAAACCCAAGACCACCCCCGUCGACAAUCCGACCGUUCUCGAUCUGACCCUGGACGAGGAUGCGGAUGACGGAGAGGAGAUCCAGAGACUUGAGGCACGGCUUCACUCGUUGAGAGAGAAGAAUCCGAACAAACGGAAAAUCAAGGACGAACCCGAUGUCGGCGGCUCGGUCAAGCGCAAGAAAAUCAAAAACGAAAGUUCCUCUUUCAGGCUGGGAGAAGUCAUUGAUUUGACAUGAUAACGAUUGGUCUCAAACACUAUCUAAGAUACUUGUUAUGCUACUCACAGAGG